This is a messenger RNA of Asterias rubens (European starfish), 2710 nucleotides long. RefSeq names its product V-type proton ATPase subunit d 1-like. The record is from RefSeq and is a predicted model, not a curated record. Gene Ontology annotation, molecular function: proton-transporting ATPase activity, rotational mechanism. NCBI's taxonomy places the organism in Eukaryota, Metazoa, Echinodermata, Asteroidea, Forcipulatida, Asteriidae. The coding region runs from base 101 to 1150 and encodes 349 amino acids. Gene Ontology annotation, cellular component: plasma membrane proton-transporting V-type ATPase complex; lysosomal membrane; early endosome. The transcript is spliced from 7 exons. Gene Ontology annotation, biological process: vacuolar transport; vacuolar acidification; proton transmembrane transport.
AUGAGGUCUAUCGUUCAUUAAAUCGACAGAUCUAAAAUUAAUGAGAUCAUCAUUUUAGUUCAGGACUUUGUGCGAGUCGGCACAAUUUUCGAGAGGCAAAAUGAUGACCGAAAUGUAUUUCAAUAUUAACGACGGGUAUCUCGAGGCCCUCGUUAGAGGAUUUAAAGGAGGGAUCUUGAGGCAACCGGAUUACUUAAAUCUUGUCCAAUGUGAAAUUUUAGAAGAUCUAAAGCUGCAUCUGCAGAGUACAGACUACGGAAACUUCCUUCAAAAUGAGCCGUCUCCUCUCACAGUAUCAGUUAUUGACGACAGACUUAAGGAAAAGCUUGUGGUAGAAUUUCAACAUCUCCGUAAUCAUGCUGUGGAACCAUUGUCCAAGUUCCUGGACUUUAUCACGUACAGCUACAUGAUCGACAAUAUCAUUCUUCUCAUCACUGGUACCCUGCAUCAGCGUUCCAUCUCGGAGCUCAUACCAAAGUGUCAUCCCUUGGGAAGCUUCGAGCAAAUGGAGGCUGUCAACGUUGCCACGACACCCGCCGAUCUGUACAACGCUAUUAUUGUGGACACACAACUUGCCCCCUUCUUCCAGGAGUGUAUCUCGGAGCAGGAUCUGGACGAGAUGAAUAUUGAGAUAAUUCGUAACACACUCUACAAAGCCUACCUGGAAGCAUUCUACAAGUUCUGCGAUGAGCUUGGAGGGGCCACUGCUGACGUCAUGUGUACAAUUCUUGGGUUUGAAGCAGAUCGCCGAGCAUUCAUCAUUACAAUCAACUCAUUCGGUACUGAAUUGACAAAGGAAGAUCGAUUCAAGCUGUACCCACGAUGCGGACAACUCUACCCAGACGGGCUCGCUGCUCUAGCCAAAUGUGACGACUACGACCAGGUCAGAGCAGUGGCCGAUAACUACGCUGAGUACAAACAACUCUUCGAUGGUGCUGGAACCAACCCCGGGGACAAGACGCUCGAGGAUAAAUUCUUUGAGCACGAGGUCAAGCUCAACGUGAACGGCUUCAUGCAGCAGUUUCACUACGGUGUUUUCUACUCGUACAUUAAACUGAAGGAGCAAGAAUGUAGGAACAUUGUGUGGAUCGCCGAGUGCGUCGCUCAGAGACAACGAGGAAAGAUUGAUAACUACAUUCCUAUCUUGUAAAUAGUUUAUAUUCCUAAAAGUGUCGGUCAAUGUUUGGUUCCUGCUUCAACAAGAUAAUCUUGAUUAGAGUCGAGUCAUCCCUCGACAAAGAGAGUUAUACAAGAAAAUAAUGUAUUAUUUUCAUUGAGACAAAGUUAAACCCCCACACUCUUGCUCCUGAUAUUUUCGAGCGAUUGACAAUAGACCGAUCCAUGAAGCUCUGCCCCGUUGCGUAUUGACUAAUCACAACGCAACAAAGGUCCAACAAAUUAGGUCCAACAUGCGUUUGCCUAUCUUGGCGCGCGGCAGAGUUGUGCAAAAAGGCAUUCGAGAGCCCCUAGUGUUCUUGCUCACAAGUGCGUCGUUGGCGGAGCCUACUGGAUCGGUCUAUUUCUUUGAAACCGCUCAACUUCACAGGUUGUGUAUCCUUCAUUGCAGUUGUCCUUUGUUUUAGGGUUGUUUUUUCAAGGCCAUUAUUUCUCUUGUUCUAUUGACCAGUGCUCCUCUUGUUUUCUGCUAAUGAAGGGGAAAAACAUUUUCAUUCUCAUAUAUCUGCUUGCCAUAUGAUAAUAAAUGUCAAACCUUUGACCAUGCAGAAAAUGUGACCAUGUACAUUGACUACCAAUUUCUGUAUUACCAGCAUUGUGAACUCUACAAAACAAUUUGUGUAUGUUAUUUCAAAAAAAUGUUAUCUAUGAAGUCAAUACGAGAUGACCAUUUCAAAUCUUUAUGUAACGGAACAGCCACGACAUGCUUUUGUAAAAAGAGCUCAAUUUCACGGAGCUGGUUAAGCAGAAAAUAGUGCUUAUCAAUUUCUGCUAAGCAAAAAUAAGGGUACCAGUCACACAAAUGGUGAAUAUGACACAAAUUAGUACUUUGUCUGCUAAGCACAAUUUUGAUGGCUAAGCACUUUUUUGCGCUAAGGCAGUUUAAUGAAGUUUGGCAGGAUUUUUGGGGGGAGGGGGAAAAGAGAAAUACUUGUUCCAUUUGAAGGCGUUAUCCAUCUUUGCAGAUCCUUAGUGUUCUCACUCUAUUCAUACAUUAGGGCCUAGAUUAUUUUAAUUUAUUCUCAAAAGUAUAAUUGACCAUUCUUGUCAAGUUUGUUUUUGAAAAAUAAUCGUUUUCUGUCUUUGUUUCUUUCAAUCUCCAAAACCCAAAGGAGUAUCCGCUUUUUUAUAAUGAAUAUUAAGUAUUAAUAUCAAGUAAUAUAUAGAGAUAUAAAACGGUCAUUUGCAAUGAAUGUCUAUUAAUAAUUGUCUAUGUUGUAUAUAAUGUAAUGUAUAGAUAAUAAUAUUAAUCAUAAGUUUUAAUAUCUCAUCUAUAGAUUGGUUUUACCAAAAUUUGUCUUUGGAUUGCUCUCUGCAAGAAGAAAAUAUUCCAUGGUCCAAAAAAUCCAAGUGUUUAGAAAUGGUAUGAAGAGUUAGUCAAAGCAAUUGUAAAUGUUUAAUGAAUUGGAUAUCGGAUUAUUGUCAAACAAUUGUACAAGUGUAUGUUAUGUGACAGGAACACUUGUUUUAGAAAGUACCGUUGUUUUGUGAUUGGGAAAUAAAACAGUACUUGAUAUUGUGGUUGAAGAUGUAA